AUGGCACAACCUAAAGCUGACAUUGCUCUUAUUGGAUUGGCUGUUAUGGGACAAAAUUUGAUCUUAAAUAUGGAUUCAAAAGGAUUUGUUGUUUGUGCCUUUAAUAGAACAGUGGAGAAGGUAAACCAGUUUUUGGCAAAUGAAGCAAAAGGUACAAAUAUAAUUGGGGCAAAAUCUUUGGAAGACAUGGUUGCAAAAUUGAAAAAGCCAAGAAAAGUUAUGUUGUUAGUUAAAGCUGGAUCAGCUGUUGAUGAGUUUGUUAACAAAUUAAUACCUUUUCUUGAAAAGGGUGAUAUUAUUAUUGAUGGUGGAAACUCUCAAUACAUGGACACUCAAAGCUGGUGUAAGAAACUGGCCCCAACUGGCAUUUAUUACAUUGGCAUGGGAGUCAGCGGUGGUGAGGAUGGAGCUCGUUAUGGACCUUCUCUUAUGCCUGGAGGUCAUACUGCCGCUUGGCCGCAUAUUAAACCAAUUUUCCAGGCUAUCAGUGCCAAAGUGAAUAAUGAGCCAUGCUGUGACUGGGUGGGAGAAGAUGGAGCUGGGCAUUUUGUAAAGAUGGUACACAAUGGUAUUGAAUAUGGUGAUAUGCAGCUUAUCUGUGAAGCAUACCAUCUCAUGAGGGAUAUACUCGGAAUGGAACAGGAUGAAAUGGCGCAAGUAUUUGAUGAAUGGAACAAAGGAGAGCUUGAUUCAUUCCUCAUUGAAAUCACUCGUGAUAUUCUGAAGUUCAAAGAUACAGAUGGUAAAUAUUUGUUACCAAAGAUCCGUGAUGCAGCUGGUCAGAAAGGUACAGGCAAAUGGACUGGCAUCAGUGCCUUGGAAUAUGGAGUACCAGUCACGCUAAUUGGUGAAGCCGUAUUCGCAAGAUGCUUAUCAGCUCUUAAGGAGGAGCGUGUAACAGCUAAUAAGAGUCUACCAGGAUCCAACCUGAAGUUCACCGGCAAUAAGAAGGAAUUCUUAGAGCACUUGCGUAUGGCUCUCUUUGCAAGCAAAAUUAUUUCCUACGCUCAAGGUUUUAUGUUGCUCAGGGAAGCAGCUAAAGUGAACAAAUGGAAUUUGAACUAUGGAAGCAUCGCUCUAAUGUGGCGCGGAGGUUGCAUCAUUAGAAGUGUAUUCCUCGGGAAUAUCAAGGAAGCGUACACAAAGAACGGCCAGCUGUCCAACCUGCUGCUGGACCCGUACUUCAGGGAGCGCAUCGGCGCGUGCCAGCCGUCGUUACGGCAGGUGGUGGCGCAGGCGGCGCUGGCCGGCGUGCCCGCGCCCGCUUUCAGCGCGGCGCUCGCCUUCUACGACGGGUACCGCUCGGACAUGCUGCCGGCCAACCUGUUGCAAGCACAAAGAGACUACUUCGGCGCGCACACAUACGAGCUGUUGACAAAGCCCAAUGAAUUCAUCCACACCAACUGGACCGGUCACGGCGGGAACGUGUCCGCCUCCACAUACACUAAG
This is a messenger RNA of Brenthis ino (lesser marbled fritillary), 1449 nucleotides long. The record is from the annotation of a GenBank genome assembly. NCBI's taxonomy places the organism in Eukaryota, Metazoa, Arthropoda, Insecta, Lepidoptera, Nymphalidae.